UAGUCUGUUCCCUCCGCCGCCGCCGAGCCAGUCCAUUCCCCUUCUUCCCACUCCCACUCCUCCCACUUCUUCUUCCGCCAUCUAUCUUGCCGGAGGGCACUUCGUCUCCGUCUCCCUCUCGUGUUUGUCCAUGAAUCCGGUUCCGACUGCAACCUGAUUCUUGGACCUCACCCCUCCUCUCAUCUCAAUAAAUACCAAUAGCACUCCUCCCUAGGAGUACGCCUGUGUGAGAUACCACAAGAUCCACCAUGUCGCUCAAAUCCUAUCACGAAGAAUCACUGCGUCCUCCGGCCACGGAAGAUGCGGCGGCGGCGGCGACGACGACUAAGUGGGACUGGGCGGAAGUCCUCCUCGACCACGUCGCUUACAUGGUCGACAAGAAAAACCAUACUUCCGCCCCCCUUCGCUUCAAGAGGAACCUCGACGGCAAGGAGGUGGAUGUGCAGGUCACCUUCUGCUUCGCCAAGCCGCCUCGCGUCUCCCAUUUCUGCUGCCACGCCUACUUCACCGACGACCACGGAGAAGAAGACACCUGCUUGUUCUUCCGCGAGCCUUUCGUGUUCGCCACGGACGGUAACCUUGCCCUCAUCACCCUCUGCAUCGGGCUCGGCCGUCCCUCCCCCUUCGAUACCAAGAAGUGCAAAUACGAAUACCUCGUCUACCAGGCGGCAUCCUCACCAGAGGGGAAGCCGGGACUCACCCGGAUCCCGAAAUUCCCUGCCCACAUGUUGCCGACAACGGGAUCCGACUGCAUCCCUUCCCGUGCGAUUGGUCUCGUGCGUUACCGCAGCAACAUUUCCACCCAUGCUCACCCCCACAAAGCCCCCUUCACGCCCCCGGCUCCCAUCCUCAGCCCUGCCGUCGCUCUUGCCCGCCCCCAAAGUUUCCCCUUUACGCCCCCCACCUCCAUCCUCAGCCCCUCCGUCACCGCCUAUUCAGACGCCCUGGCCAAGGGUGAUGCUUGCGAUGCCUACAGAAUCGCAGCUCUUGCCUACGACUACUUCCAUGAUUCUAGCAAUAGCCCAUAUGGUCCAUACUACAUAUGCACCUAUGACUCCAAGGCCGAGGAUUGGAUCCGCAAGCCAGCUGCUAUUCCACAGCCGCCGCUACCAUCCGACUACAUCUGUGACAUCGACAUGGUCAUCACCAUCGGUGGCUCCAGCCGUGGCAUCAUGGGCUGGGUCGACCUCUGGAAUGGCAUGCUCCUCUCUGACGUGCUCGCAGACCACAAACCCUGCAGACCACUCCGCUAUGUCACCCUUCCAAAGCCGACGCAGCCGCAAAAUUGGCUGCCUCUUGCCGUUGACAUUGGAUGCAACUGUCGGGACAUUGUCCUUGUCAAAGAGACUGGCAUCAUCAGGUUCGUCGACCUACAGGUCCACGCCGACCCCAGCAUCCCUUGCUCACAAACCCCUUGUGGCUGGACGGUGCUCACAUGGACCUUGGAGGGGUUCCACGAGGGUUUGGAUUUGGAAACCCUGGGUGAUUUGCAUUUCCAGCCGGAGCUCGAACUCCAUUCUAGUGAUAUCUCUGGCUACAAGUUGCCCCAGUCUCUCUUUGUUUCCAACCCCAUUCUCAGCUCCAACACAGAUGGCGUCUUGUACCUCAGGACAAAUGCGAGCAGUGCAACUAACAGGAACUCGCAAGUGAUUGCUGUUGACAUCAAACAUAAGAUGCUGCUGGAUGUGAAGGAAUUUGAUAUGCAAAGACCAAACAACUACAUGCGCACUAGCAUCUCCAGCUAUCUAAAGCCCCCAGUUUCAAACAAGAGUAUGAAACGAAGAGCGCCACAGUAGUCUAUGGGAUCCUCUCACAAGAAGCCGCAGCAGCAGCCUGCCAUCACUAACCCAGCUGAAGGAGGAGAGGUUGAUGUCGGGGAUGCCAUGGACUCACAGUAGGUGGUUUGUUUUAGUGCCUUCGAGGCCCAUACCGGCAUUAUGGUUUCUUGGCUUCCCACCACCUGAUAGCAUGUAUAUGUGCGCCUGUGCUUGUGCUUGCUUGAUUAAUUAGUCAGAAUCAGAAUUUUAUGUAAGGUUAUUAUAUAAGACUAAGUAAGCCUGUAUGAUGGAGGUUGAGGCUAGGAGACGUUAGAGCUUCCUUCCGGUGCCUGUUUGCUAUUAUGUUCUGGUACAACCUGAUGCCCAUGGUUUGUAAUCCCCUACUCGGGUUGUCCUGGAGUAGUUGACUUUCUAUUAUUUUCUGGAGGUGUUGUUGACUUUCUAUCA
Triticum urartu is the source of this 2225-nucleotide messenger RNA. NCBI's taxonomy places the organism in Eukaryota, Viridiplantae, Streptophyta, Magnoliopsida, Poales, Poaceae. The record is from RefSeq and is a predicted model, not a curated record.